This is a messenger RNA of Lemur catta (Ring-tailed lemur), 349 nucleotides long. RefSeq names its product 60S ribosomal protein L39-like. Gene Ontology annotation, biological process: translation. Gene Ontology annotation, molecular function: structural constituent of ribosome. The coding region runs from base 1 to 156 and encodes 51 amino acids. The record is from RefSeq and is a predicted model, not a curated record. Lineage: Eukaryota; Metazoa; Chordata; Mammalia; Primates; Lemuridae. Gene Ontology annotation, cellular component: cytosolic large ribosomal subunit; ribosome. The transcript has a single exon.
AUGUCUUCUCACAAGACUUUCAGAAUCAAGAGGCUUCUGGCCAAGAAGCAGAAGCAAAAUCGUCCCAUUCCCCAAUGGAUUCGUAUGAAGACUGGCGAUAAAAUCAGGUACAAUUCCAAGAGGAGACAUUGGAGAAGAACCAAGCUGGGUCUAUAAAGAUUGCACAUGAUAUAAUGACAUGCAUAUUUAUGCUGUAUCAAGGUCACUAUCAUCUUACCAUAUCAAGUUGGAAAUGUCACUAAUAUCCGGACAGACGCAUUUCAUUGGGAAAAGUGAUUUUUCUCUUUGUUUAUAUGCUCUGUACUAAUAAGCUGGUUCAAUAAUAAAUAUGUGAGACCUUUUGUUUUAA